AUGACCGACGAAAAAAGAACGAAAGAGAUUGUAGUGCUUACUAGCACUAAGAUCAAAAGGAGAUUCUAUAGAUUGAAUGAAGCUUGCUUUAAUGUGCUAAGAGCGCUACUAAGCGAGCGCGGCCGAAGCCGUUUAAAAAAUCCUUUCUUUACUUUAGCUAUUGCUAUUAUUGCAGCUGCGGCGGCUGCGACGGCUAUACUACGCACUCUUACUUUUAAAGCUUCGCUUUUUCUUUUAAACUUUUUUAUUAAGCGCUUGCUUAUGCUAACGACCGUUAAAGCUUUAAAGUGCAUUAAGUACAUUAAUAAUAAGAUCAUAUCGAAGUUUAAUAAAGACUAUUACAAUUGCGAUACGAGCGUUAUUCGUUAUCUCCGGUGUGUUAAAAGUAGUUAUAGCAACUAUACCGCUGCUUUUAUUACUGCUAACACCGCUUUCGAUAACUUCUUCGCUUUAAAUGCUAUUUUUUCAAGAAGUGCUGCUAAUAAUCCGGGCGGUUUAGCGAAUAAAAGUAAAAGUUUUAAAAAUAGUUUCGAUAGCUUUGCAAGUUUUGCUUUUGCUUUUAAGACCUUUAAUUUAAAUAUAGCUUUUAUUAGAUUGAAUAGUCUUAUAGCAGCGAAUCGUAAUCCGAUGACUCGAAGCGCUUCGAGCAUAUUAUUCUUUCCAGCUCUUGCGCUUGCUGCUCUUGUUGCUCUCGUCGCUCUCGCUGCUCUCGUCGCUCUCGCAGCUUUCGUCGCUUUCGUCGCACUUAUUAUCGUCGCUUUUUUUGCGCUAGUCGUUGCGCUUGCCGCUCUCGCGGCGGCGCUCGCCGUUGUUAUAACUUUUACGGAGCGCUAA
Molecule: messenger RNA, 834 nt
Organism: Drepanopeziza brunnea f. sp. 'multigermtubi' MB_m1
Lineage: Eukaryota; Fungi; Ascomycota; Leotiomycetes; Helotiales; Drepanopezizaceae
Source: RefSeq, a predicted model, not a curated record